AUGUUUUGAAUUACAGUCUGUUUACGGCAUGCACACAGCAAUGUCGUGAUAUAUAAUUAUAUAUAUUUAUAAUAUAUAACAACUGUGCUUUAAUAUAGUUUUUAUUGUUAUUUAUGUGUACACAGGUUUUUAUGUGAAUGUAAAUACUAAGACAUGUAUCUGCGUACGUUGACGUUAUUACUCUGUGCUAUGCCGUUGACUGUUACGAACGUCGCUGCAGAGGAGUCGCACUUAGACAGAUAUCUACUGGAGUUUGAACAAAGUGCAAUAAACAGACAUAAAAGGGCAACAUGUCGAAAUGAUCAAUGGCAAUGUCGCGACGGCACGUGCAUCGGCUUCGACGGCAAGUGUGACGGCGUCGUCGACUGUCCGGACGGCAGCGACGAGACGCACCCGCUCUGUAGAAGCAGCCGAUGUCAGAGCAACUGGUUCCGGUGCACGUACGGCGCAUGCGUGGACGGGACUGCGCCGUGCAAUGGCGUGCAAGACUGCGCGGACAACUCGGACGAGCUGCAUCCGCUCUGCAGGAACGAAAGCCGACCAGUCAAUUUCUUCAAAUGCCUCAAUGGGGAACACGUCUCUCUUGGAGAUCAAUGCGACGGUGUUCGCCACUGCUCGGACGGGUCUGAUGAGACAGUGCAAUCAUGCGCUGCCCAAACCUGCCCCCCGUACCUGUUCCAGUGUGCGUAUGGUGCCUGCGCCGACCGCGGUGCCGACUGUAAUGGGGUACAGGAAUGCGCGGACGGUUCAGACGAAUCCGAAGAACUGUGCAACAGAAUUGUGGCCAAUACUGAUACCAAUGCAGAUGAUAACAGCAGCAAAGAAGACAAGGAGAAGAAUAUCUCUCAACCAGGCGUUUGCAUCUUACCCCCGUACCCAGCUAAUGGAAGAUACACAGUUAUGAACGCUCCCACCGGCUCCCCAGGACAAUCUUCAGACUUGUACCUCCUAAAUGUAACCUGCCACGAAGGGUACGGAUUGCUUGGAGAUAGCAAUGUAUACUGCUACCUGGGGUAUUGGACUCCUGAACAGUUACCAACUUGUCGCCGCUACUGCCGCCUGCCGCCGGAGCCAACCAUCGAGUACUGGUGCGUAGUGGCGAACGGUGCUGUGGAAGGUCGCCGGGCCUGCGCCGAGCGCGAACCGCACGGUACCGUGGUGAGGACGCAGUGCAAGGAUGGUCACUAUGGACAACCACCCACCAUCACGUGUUCAGAUGGAGCCUGGGACCACCACGCGCGAUGCUCACCAGCUCCUCAGAAUGGCACCAACAUUACCAUAUUAGUUAAGGAUAAAAUUGAAGUCCAUAUAAGUAACAUCCAGUAUUCUUCAAGUGUGACCGAGCAGAAUGAGGUAGAUGAUGAUUAUGGUAUUGAUGAAGGUAAUUGGAGAAUCGGUGAAGCUGAUGUUAAACCUGAAAAUGGUGAUAUAACUUUAAAAAUCAAUAAUAGUACGUUAAUUAUAGAUAAUGACAAUAAUGUACACUUUAAACAAUGAGUUUGAUGGUAGGUGACGUUUGUGACUUUGAAAGGACGUCACUUUUAAGGUCGCGACCGUAAAAUGGUCAUAAAUGACAACUUUGUGAUAAGUUAUAUAACACAGUGUAUCGAUUUAUUAAAUUAUUUCUUUACGUUA
Galleria mellonella (greater wax moth) is the source of this 1635-nucleotide messenger RNA. Its product is annotated as modular serine protease-like. Gene Ontology annotation, molecular function: protein binding. NCBI's taxonomy places the organism in Eukaryota, Metazoa, Arthropoda, Insecta, Lepidoptera, Pyralidae. The record is from RefSeq and is a predicted model, not a curated record. Bases 154 to 1497 code for a protein of 447 amino acids. The transcript is spliced from 9 exons. Gene Ontology annotation, cellular component: plasma membrane.